Dracunculus medinensis (Guinea worm) is the source of this 333-nucleotide messenger RNA. Lineage: Eukaryota; Metazoa; Nematoda; Chromadorea; Rhabditida; Dracunculidae. The record is from the annotation of a GenBank genome assembly.
AUGGAGCGGAAGACGUUAUGCGCGGUUAAUAGACAUGGUCUUUUGUUUCAUGACAGUUAUUUUGAACCUGCACCUGAGGUAACUGAAGCUUUGCGUCGUUUGAACUUAAAAGAACCAUGGGUAUUUGAUGAACGAAAGAAAAGACUUUCAAUUGCCCAUACCAUGAAGAUGCAUGGUGAACGCCUUUCAAAAGAUAAGUGGACUAAAUGGGAAGAUGAAACUUGGUAUCUCAAACCUUAUCUUGAUGAAAUCGAAGCGGAAAAGAAAGCUAGAGAAGAUUCUUCAGGCAUCAUUCCAGGCUUUUCCCUGCGGAAAAAGUUUUCUUCGCAUUAA